AUCAAUCGCUUACUUUCCGGACAUGUGCGUAUGGCGUCCAUCGAUGUGAUUGCGUGCAUGCGGCGAGUGAUUUGCAGUUUGUCUUUAAUCCACUAAUUUACUUUAUUAUCCAUAUAAAAAUGGCAGAAAACGAGAAAAUUAAGAAAAAAGAUAAAAAAAAAUCUCUUGGAGAGAUUCAAACUAUUAUGGCAUGUGAAAUUAAACCGUCCACUGAAGAAGUAAAAUUAAAUUGUGAAGAUUGGCCACUUUUAUUUAAGAAUUUUGACAAAAUGUUUACUCGAACAAAACAUUUUACUCCUUUAACUAGUGGUUCUACCCCACUCCAUCGCUCAUUAUCUGAAUAUAUAAAAUCAGGUUGUAUUAAUCUCGAUAAGCCUUGCAAUCCAUCGUCACAUGAGGUUGUAGCUUGGAUAAAAAGAAUUUUAAAAGUAGAAAAGACUGGACAUUCAGGUACCUUGGAUCCUAAAGUAUCAGGUUGUUUGAUUGUAUGUAUUGAUAGAGCAACAAGAUUAGCAAAGUCUCAACAGUCAGCAGGAAAAGAAUAUGUGGGAGUAUUUAAACUCCAUUCAGCACCUGAAAGUGUUCAAAAAGUACAUCAAGCAUUAGAGAAAUUACGUGGUGCAUUGUUCCAAAGGCCUCCUCUUAUAUCUGCAGUUAAACGACAAUUGCGUGUUAGAACUGUCUAUGAUAGCAAGUUUUUAGAUUAUGAUGAAGAACGCAAUAUGGGAGUAUUUCAUAUGAGUUGUGAAGCUGGUACAUAUAUCAGGACUAUAUGUGUUCAUCUUGGGCUUUUCUUGGGUACUGGUUGCCAAAUGCAGGAUUUACGAAGAAGUCGUUCUGGUAUUCAAUCUGAAAAAGAUAAUAUGGUGACCAUGCAUGAUAUUCUUGAUGCCCAAUGGUUAUAUGAUAAUCAUGGAGAUGAAUCUUAUUUAAGAAGAGUAAUAAAACCAUUGGAAGCACUUCUUGUAAAUCAUAAAAGGAUAAUUGUCAAGGACAGUGCUGUAAAUGCAAUUUGUUAUGGAGCCAAAAUAAUGUUACCAGGCAUUCUGAUGUAUGAUGAUGGUAUUGAACUAAAUCAAGAAAUUGUAAUUGUAACAACGAAAGGCGAAGCUAUAGCACUUGGUAUAGCAUUAAUGACAUCGCCCACAAUGACUGCUUGUGAUCAUGGUGUAGCAGCUAAAAUUAAACGUGUUAUCAUGGAAAGAGAUGCAUAUCCAAGGAGAUGGGGUUUGGGACCUAAAGCAUCGAUAAAAAAACGAAUGAUAAUUGAAGGAAAAUUAGAUAAACAUGGUAAACCAAAUGAAAAUACACCUGCUGAUUGGUUACAGAAUUAUGCUGAUUAUUCUACUACAGUUGAUGUUAAGUCUGAAAAUAAUGGAGUAACAGAAGUUGCUGGUAAAAAAAGAAAAUAUGAAAGUACAGUAACUGAAGAUAUAGUUAAAGAGGAAACCGAAGAUCACGAAAUAACUUCACCAAAAGAAAAAAAGAAAGAAAAAAAAGAUAAAAAGAAAAAGAAAAAGGAAAAGGAAAAACAAAGUAUAGAAAGUGAAGAUUCUGUAAAAAUUGAAGAGAAAGAAGGUGAAACUAUGGAUGUAUCUGUAAAAGAAGAAAAGAAAAAAAAGAAAAAGAAAAAGGCUAAAGAACAAGAAACUCCACUUUCGAGCUAG
Molecule: messenger RNA, 1667 nt
Organism: Vespa mandarinia (Asian giant hornet)
Lineage: Eukaryota; Metazoa; Arthropoda; Insecta; Hymenoptera; Vespidae
Gene: Nop60B
Product: dyskerin pseudouridine synthase 1 Nop60B
Biological process (GO): snRNA pseudouridine synthesis; mRNA pseudouridine synthesis; box H/ACA sno(s)RNA 3'-end processing
Cellular component (GO): box H/ACA snoRNP complex
Molecular function (GO): pseudouridine synthase activity; RNA binding
Source: RefSeq, a predicted model, not a curated record